Molecule: messenger RNA, 1770 nt
Organism: Aspergillus vadensis CBS 113365
Lineage: Eukaryota; Fungi; Ascomycota; Eurotiomycetes; Eurotiales; Aspergillaceae
Product: LOG family protein
Exons: 4
Coding region: 1-1770 (589 amino acids)
Biological process (GO): cytokinin biosynthetic process
Cellular component (GO): cytosol
Molecular function (GO): hydrolase activity, hydrolyzing N-glycosyl compounds
Source: RefSeq, a predicted model, not a curated record
AUGAGUAUAAUAUCGCUUCCCGACCAGCUUUCCAAGCUCUACAGUGACCUUCUUUCCCGCUAUUGUGUAUUCGCCAUCACCGCUCUGAAUCUUCUCGCCAUUACCCACAGACCAUUUAGCAUACUAGAGUUGUCUUGGGCCGUGACCCUGCAUACCGCUCGCAAUGUUACCACCGUUGACGACCUUGCCAAGCUAGUGGACCACAAAAAGCUCAUGAGCAUGAUACAACCCUUUAUCGCAAUUCAGCUCAUAGACAAGUCGUUGCAGGAUUUAAUCAAGAAGAAUUGGGCCACAAAAUACUCGAAUACAGAAGGUCCACACUACUCGGGAGAUGAUGGACAACGCUUUGAAAGCCCAGAAGCAUUGAUAUUGGAUAUAUGCGUGCGAUAUCUUCUUUUAGAUGAGAUUGGCGUCGAAUUCGUCUUCUCCGAAGAGCAGAUUGCGAUUUCGGAGCUUCCGCCAGAGUCUGACUUGUUCAACGACGAGAAGGGGCCAGUCAAGUACGAUUUUCAUUGCUCGUGGGAAGCUUGGGAAGAAAAUAUGACUCGGUUCAAUCCGGCUGAGCGUGGAUUGGGUGAGGUCUUUGUCUACGCAUCAUGCUAUUGGCCUGUAUUUUUUGGUCGCGUCACGGCUGAGGGCCUUCCCAACCUAACGAGUAUCGAAAAGUUGUGUCAAGCCGACUCGAACCGAAUUCGCAACUGGACUCAGCAAAACCAUCGUCCAGGCUGUGCGAUGCCACCAAGGUUCCCAUUUGACAGCCAGCUCUAUGAUCCCCUCAGUAUCACCUGCCUCUAUGGCUCUGUGGAUAUGAUGCAUGUCAUGCUUAGGGAUUCUGAUUUUGACAAUGGCAAUUACCUCGAAAUGACGGCCAUGAAGGCGGCAGAUCAAAUCCUUCAAUGGGGAGACAUGUCCAGGCUCAGGGCACUUUUUCUGGAUCCGAGACUUGGUCAUCAGCUACGAAAUCUGGACUUCUUCCGCCUGAUUAUCCGCAGGUGGCGUGAAUCGAGUGUCUGUCGACCCGACUGGGAAGAUGCCUUCGCGCUAAUUGAUCUGAUAAGAGAUCAAAUGGUCCAGCAGCAAUGGGGAUAUGAGCUCUGUUGCGGCGCCCAACCCGGCAAUUCACCUGAGUACAUAGCCGCCGCUCGCGCACUUGCGCAUGAACUGCACGCCGCCAACGCAAAACUAGUCUAUGGAGGCGGAACAAAAGGCCUAAUGGGCGAGGUGGCAAAGACUCUAGUAUCACUAUCUGGGCCAUCUGCAGUGCAUGGCUUCAUACCCAAGGCACUGGUAGCACACUAUCCUGAUGCGGACAUCGGCCACCAGGCCGAAGGCAAAGCCCAGGAGGAUGGGAAACAACCCGAGCGAAUGCUUGCCCCGGGGUCUUCACCAGCCGAGGGAGAAUAUGGGAGAAUCACCAUCGUGGACAGCAUGCACGAGCGAAAACAGAAAAUGGCAAAGGAAGUUCUUGCCGGUGGUCCUGGGUCAGGGUUUGUAGCACUUCCGGGCGGUUAUGGGACCCUUGAGGAGGUCGCUGAGGUUAUUACGUGGAAUCAACUGGGGAUUCAUGAUAGAGGGAUUGUUUUGUUGAAUGUUAAUGGGUUUUGGGAUGGGCUUGUGAUGUGGAUUGAAAUGGCGACUCAGCGGGGGUUUGUUGGACAGGCGAAUAAGGGUAUCAUGGUGGAAUGUAAGGAGGUGGAGGAGGUGAUUGGGGUGCUUAAGGCGUAUAAGCCGAGUGGUGGGAGGUUAAACCUGUCUUGGGGGAGUAAGUGA